GGACAGGCAGGAGAGGCAGAGCCCCACGAGCAGCACCUCGCAGCCACACUGCAGGUAUGGGGCCACCCAGCACAGGGAGCUGCAGGAGCUCCGUGCAUGGGGGUCUGCUCCCUCCCUUGGGGCUGGGGGGGGGGUCUGCUCCCUCCCUUGGGGCUGGGGGGGGGGGUCUGCUCCCUCCCUUGGGGCUGGGGGGGUCUGCUUCCUCCCUUGGGGGGGUCUGCAGCAGCAGGUUGCAAUUUGGGCGAGUGCUAUUGGGAGGAAUAGCAGCCCGUGCUGAUGUUCAGCGGUCACUUUGCGUUGUCUUCUCUCUUUGGUGAGAAGUGCUCUUUCUUUUGUCUGCCGGUUUUGCUGCUUGCUCUGAUUUUUUUUUGUUUCCUUCUGGCUUGAAGCUGUGGCUGUUGGGUUUCUGAUUGUCCUCAGUGUGGCUGAUAGAGAUCUGCUGAGAAAACGCCGCUCUGUGCGUGGGGUUUGUUGGGCUGGAUAGAGAGAAGGAGGGGUGUGCAGGCUGGGAUCCAGCUUGGGUGGCUUACAGUUGCCCUCAGGUCAGCCCAUGAGUACGAAGUGGAUGAGGUGCUCCAACGGGCUGAGCCCCCGGUGAUGGGUUGAUGGUGGGUGGGUGAUCUCAGUGGUCUUUUCCAGCCUGGAUGGUUCUGUGGUGCUUGGAGUCUGUGCAGGGCAGAGAUCGGUCCUGAAGGACUGGGGAGGGCUGGAGAGUUUUGCCCUGGAGAUGAUUUGCAGUCUGUCCUACCCAUGCAAAUAGCACUGACUGCGGGAUGGCCUCGGGGGCGACGUGGGUCAGUCCUCUGCUCUCCUAAACAGAAACAUCCCACUGAGAUGCACCAGCUGUGCAUCUUCAGCCCAGGCCUGCCCUGACUCCACGUCCCGUCUUACCCUACGGCUGCUGUGACCAGUGAGGAUUUUGCUUCUGUUACUCAUUAUUUGGGGAGCUGGAACUUUCCUGCAGCAGUAAGACUUGUGGCGGCCCUCCCUGCCUGCUGCAGGGUCACGUUCAUGGGGAGUGUGCUCAGUGGUGACUCUGUGUCUGUUUUACACCAUGGGGGAAGCCCGGAGGGUUUGUCUGUGCCUUGCAAGGAGGGCUGGUUGAGGUUUGUGCUUCCGAGGAGCUGAUGGAGGUGAUGAAUCCCAUCAGUCAGCUUCUCCAAACGUGGCUAUCUCUGCGUCGCUCCUUCCCUGCCCUGGGAAAAAUCAAUGUCUCAAACAGCUUAAAACGCGGCUGGGUGGGAAGUCUGUGAUCACAGUAAAGCUGGAUGAGCCAAGAUUGAUGCAAAGAGCUUUUCUCGUACAAAUGGGCUUUGCUUGCCACAGGGUAGGUGCACGAGCACGGCUGGGCGUUGUAGGCACCCCGCGCUGAGCUCUGACCGUUGCAGCAGGAGUUGGCCAAAGCUGCGAGCUCUCUGCUUCUGGGAGUGGCUUCAGAUGUCGUCCACUAUCUGCCGGAAUCUUAAUAAAUGAGUUUAUUAUUUCAAAGGCCACCGGAGUGGGUCGGCAGCCUCUGAAGGGCGCUAUCUUUGCUUUGUGACUUUGUGAAUGCUGAGACCUUGGAGUUCUGGACCCUUCCUGCAGAGCUCUGAGUUGGCGCUCAGCAAAGAGGAGCUGCUCUCCUGAGCCUUUGAUUCCGAGCUGAAUGUGUUUGUUUCGAGCAGUUGGAGGCAUGGCUGUGUUGCAACACCUGACCUCCUUCCCUUGGGGCUGCCGCUGCUCCGCAAUGGGAGCCCUCCCAGCCCUGAGCCCCCCGGAGCAGCACCUCCUGGUCCUUAUGUGUGCCAGGAGGUGAAGGCUCCACUGCUGCUCUUCAGCUGAUCUCACAGAUCCGGGUGAUGCCUUCGGCAGAUGUUAUUUCUGUGCCUAUUUGUUUGCUGAUGCUUUUCCUCCACCUCUAGCAGAAAGAAAAAAAAAACAAAAAAAAACAAACCAAAUCAACUCAACAACAGCAAAAAUACCCUCCGAGCUUCAUGUUAACCGUGCUCCCCGUGCAGAGUUUCCUUCGGGGUCUCUGGGGUGUUGCGUAUUCUCAGUAUGACUUUUUUCCUCCCUCUGGACGAGGACAGCAAUUUGCAUUCUUCACCAGAACCUGUUUGCAUGCCUUUCGAAAUGGGGGAAGAGCCCUUUGCUGCAUUCCCCGCGUGCAGGGACAGCUCCUGUCUGUCUGCCUGUCCGUCCUUCCUGGAUUCCUGCGCUCUGAGAGCCAGGAUUCCUUGUCUGCUCGUGCUGUGGAAACGGGGAUUGGGAAAUGAAGGUGUGGAUGAAGGGCGCAAUCGGUUUGGAUUGAGGGGAAUGGGUGACCCGGGAUCUGGGAAGGUUCAGGUGGUGCUGCUGGGGUGGCGAUGGCUGCUGCUGUGGUUUCCUUGGCACAAAGCGCUCCCUCAGCCCUGUCCUCGCUGUGCCCUGCAGUGAUGUGAUGUGGUGCAGCACAGCAGCAGCGAUAUCAGCUCAGAGAUCGCACUGACGCUGCUCGGAGGCAGAGUUUCCAUUGGAAAACAUGAGCUUGGGGAAAUCGCUCCUGGAGAUAAGGGUGGAAAUGGGGGAGAAGAAAACAGCAAUUUUCUGCUUCUCCUGCCUGUCAGAAUUGCAGGGCACGGCGAGGCCCUCACUGUGAGGGUGAGGAGAGGCGGGCGCUGCUGGCAGCACAUGGAUGGCUCGGGGUCACAGCACCUCGGUGCCAAAGGCUGCGCGGUGCAGCUGUGUGGGUGGGUUUGUGGAUGCAGCCCUGUCCUGCUGCAGCACUUUGUGCUCUCAUAGCUCUUCAAACCGCUGCGUUCCCACCCGGGGGCUCCGGCAGUGCCCAGCAGAGGUGAAACCAUAGGGGAGGAUGGGGAUAAAGCGCUGGGGCUGCUUGGAGGGGGGGCUGUGCCUGCAGACGUGUUUGCUCCAGAAUGGGUAUGAAAAGCAAACAAAGCGCUGUGGCACCGCAGCCCGAGGUGCCUUCAGAGCUCCUCUGAGUUUGCUCUGAUGCCUCUGAGCAGCUUCCCGUGCACAGCUUCGCUCCGUGGCACCCGAACGCCGCAGAACCUCCGCGGUCGGGGCUCAGGCUGAGCGUGGCUGCUUCCACAGCCCGUGCUGUGCCAGGAGAGCCGGGGGAGAAGAUAACGGAGCAGGGCUGCCUCUGUUCUGAACUUUGUCCCUUUUUUCCCCUGAGCUCACGGAUUCUCAGGGCCGGGGCGAUGCCGGCUGUCGCUGCUCCCUGAGCAGCCCUCGCGGUCCGUCGCACGGCUGGGAUUGGGCUCUUCCACCGAAUCCGGGCGGAGCGCUUUGCGGGCUGCGCUGAGUCAGAAGGGAAGUUGGACGGCGCUGAAUCCUUCCUGCGAAGCGCCGCUCCCUCUGAGCGCACGGCUGGGAGGUCCCGCGUGGCUCCUCCGGAUCCGCUCCGACCUCAGCCGCAAAAGGCCGAGAAAUGGGGUUUCUGCGGUGCGCUGAGCGCCGUGCAGCGGGGAGGCGUUGGUAGCAGCCGCUCGGCCGGCGGGGAGGCGUGAAUCUGCCACGGGUGUUCGCUCCGGGGAGCGGUUCGGGCACCGCGGGGCGUUCGGAGGCAGAUGCAUCUCCAUGUCUGAGCUCCGCGGCUCCUGGGACGCACAGCAGCAGAGCAUGGCGUACCUCCCCGACGCAGACAUGGACACCGUGGCUGCCAGCACGUCCCUCCCCGACCCGGCCGGCGACUUCGACCGCAACGUGCCCCGAAUCUGCGGGGUCUGCGGGGACAGAGCCACCGGCUUCCACUUCAACGCCAUGACCUGCGAGGGCUGCAAGGGCUUCUUCAGGAGAAGCAUGAAGAGGAAAGCGAUGUUCACCUGUCCGUUCAACGGGGACUGCAAAAUCACCAAGGACAACCGGCGGCACUGCCAGGCCUGCCGGCUGAAGCGCUGCGUGGACAUUGGGAUGAUGAAGGAGUUCAUCCUGACGGACGAGGAGGUGCAGAGGAAGCGUGAGAUGAUCCUGAAGCGCAAAGAGGAGGAAGCGCUGAAGGAGAGCCUGAAGCCCAAACUGUCGGAGGAGCAGCAGAAAGUCAUCGACACCCUCCUGGAGGCCCACCACAAAACCUUCGACACCACAUACUCCGACUUCAACAAGUUUCGGCCCCCCGUGAGAAGCAAAUUCAGCAGCAGGAUGGCAACGCACUCCUCCUCCGUCGUGUCCCAGGACUUCUCCUCGGAGGACUCCAACGAUGUCUUUGGCUCCGAUGCCUUCGCUGCAUUCCCAGAGCCCAUGGAGCCCCAGAUGUUUUCCAACCUGGACCUCUCCGAGGAGAGCGAUGAGAGCCCCUCCAUGAACAUCGAGCUGCCCCACCUCCCCAUGCUCCCGCACCUGGCCGACCUGGUCAGCUACAGCAUACAGAAAGUGAUCGGCUUCGCCAAGAUGAUACCCGGAUUCAGGGAUCUGACGGCAGAGGAUCAGAUUGCCCUGCUGAAAUCCAGCGCCAUCGAGGUGAUCAUGCUGCGCUCCAACCAGUCCUUCACCAUGGAGGACAUGUCCUGGACCUGCGGAAGCAAUGACUUCAAGUACAAAGUCAGCGAUGUCACCCAAGCCGGACACAGCAUGGACCUCCUGGAGCCGCUCGUGAAGUUCCAGGUGGGCUUAAAGAAGCUGAACCUUCACGAAGAAGAGCACGUGCUGCUCAUGGCCAUCUGCAUCCUGUCCCCAGAUCGGCCCGGCGUUCAGGACACCUCCCUGGUGGAGUCCAUCCAGGACCGCCUCUCGGACAUCCUCCAGACCUACAUCCGCUGCAGGCACCCCCCGCCCGGCAGCCGCCUGCUGUACGCCAAGAUGAUCCAGAAGCUGGCCGACCUGCGCAGCCUCAACGAGGAGCACUCCAAGCAGUACCGCUGCCUCUCCUUCCAGCCCGAGCACAGCAUGCAGCUCACGCCUCUGGUGCUCGAGGUCUUCGGCAACGAGAUCUCCUGAUUCCAGCCGCGGCUUUGGGCACCCGCGUGUAAAGGGAUAAGUCAGCCUGGGCCCCCUGGAGGCAGCGAGAGGAGGGCUGCGACCCUGGGAGGAGGCUGUACAUUGUUUGGUUUCACACUACUGCAGGUCCUGCUUUCUUUUCUUAGCCACGGCAGCCGAGGUUUGCUCGCUGCAGACCCAGCUCUGUGCGUUUCCCCCCCUUCCGGGAGUGUUUUUUUCACUCAUCUGCAAGAGCUGACUUAUCCCUUUAUGGACGUUUUGAGGCUGGGCUGCCUUGAACCACUUCUUUCUGACCAGAAACCGGGGCUGCUCGGAAGGAGAGGCUCAGGUUUUGCAGAUUCGUGGCAAUGGGGAACCAUCGAUGGCAUCUGUUGAGCCUGAGGGACCCCUGCGCUCACCCCCAAUGGGAAAGGCGAUGCUGAUGGAAUUGCACACCCCGGAUCUCUGCAGGAAAAUGCUGAGGCUGCUCCUCCGAGCCCCGCAGACAAUGGUGGGAGGUUGGAGAGGGAAACCACAGCCAGGAACAGCCGGCCGGGCUGCCGUGCGUUCCCAGCACUACUGCCACCACAAUCAGCCCCACUGCUGACAGCAUCCUGUGAGGCUGUUGUCACCUUAACGAGGCCAGCCGGAGCUAAUUGGGCAUGCUGAGGUUUCCUGCGCGAUGCUGGAGCUCCGGAGGGUGCCCCAUCCCUGCUGGCCCCACUGAAGCCACCUCUGCAGGGUGGUGGCCCUUCAGGAGGGGACAAUGGGAGCAGCACCGCCGUGAGGACAGCGUUGGGACCCUGAAACGCAGAGGAGCAGCGGGAGCUGAGCGCCUUGGAGGGACCCCGGGCAGCACCGUGGCCGGGGACACGCAAUGGGCACGGCCCCCUGCACUGCAUGGACAGCGGGGGGUGGGGACCGUGCAGGCAGUCCGACCCGGGGGCAGUGCCCGGGGAUGGGCGCCUCGCGGGGGGCAGCGGGGCUCCAUCUCCGUGCGAAUAAACGUGGCCUGGGAGCAGCA
Gallus gallus (chicken) is the source of this 5920-nucleotide messenger RNA. RefSeq names its product vitamin D (1,25- dihydroxyvitamin D3) receptor (gene VDR). The transcript is spliced from 10 exons. The record is from RefSeq and is a predicted model, not a curated record. Gene Ontology annotation, molecular function: vitamin D response element binding; nuclear receptor activity; zinc ion binding. The coding region runs from base 3562 to 4917 and encodes 451 amino acids. Gene Ontology annotation, biological process: negative regulation of transcription by RNA polymerase II; positive regulation of transcription by RNA polymerase II; cell differentiation. NCBI's taxonomy places the organism in Eukaryota, Metazoa, Chordata, Aves, Galliformes, Phasianidae. Gene Ontology annotation, cellular component: nucleus.